UUCCUGUAAGUUUGUGUGAGCAGUGACUCAGAACGAAUCAUAACAAAUGAGAGUGUCGCUGCGGUUAUUGAGCAGGAUGCCUCCAGUGUUGAAAAAGUUUGAUUACCUGGUCAUUGGAGGGGGAUCUGGAGGGAUUGCCAGCGCUAGACGUGCAGCAGAGUUCGGAGUCAAAGUGGGAAUUAUCGAAGAGGCUCGCAUGGGAGGCACAUGUGUCAACGUAGGAUGUGUACCAAAGAAAAUUAUGUUCAACACUGCUGUACAUGCAGAAAUGAUUAAGGAUCACAAAGACUAUGGAUUUGAUGUAGACUUUAAACAAUUUACAUGGGGGAGAGUAAAAGCAACCCGGGACAACUACAUAAAAAGACUGAAUGGAAUCUAUGAAGCCAACCUUGAUAAGUCCAAAGUGGAUCACAUUCAUGGUCAUGCCAAAUUCACAGAUGAUGGGAAGGUGGAGGUAGGAGGCAAUCUUUACGAGGCUGACAAGAUUCUGGUUGCAACAGGAGGCCACCCCGUUAUUCCAGACACACCAGGAGCUGAGCAUGGAAUCACAAGUGAUGGGUUCUUUGAGCUUGAAGACCUACCAAAGCGUGUGGUGGUGGUAGGAGCAGGUUACAUUGCUGUAGAACUGGCAGGAAUAUUUGGAACUCUAGGAGCAAACACAUCUCUACUAAUUAGAUAUGAUCAGGUACUUAGGAACUUUGACUCCAUGGUUAGCCAGGCAGUGACAGAUAAUCUAGAGCAUGGUGGGGUGGACAUCAGGAGGAGAACACAGAUAACAAAAGUGACAAAGGAAGGAGACGGUACGUUAACAUUAGAGCUGACUACUGGUCAGAUAUCAGGGGUGGACUGCUUACUCUGGGCCGUAGGAAGAAAACCAAAUACUGCUGGACUCAACCUGGAGAAACUGGGAGUAAAGAUGGAUAAGGCAGGACAUAUAGUUGUGGAUGAAUACCAAAACACCACUGCCAAAAAUUUUUAUGCUUUGGGAGAUGUUUGUGGAAAGGCCCUUCUUACACCUGUUGCCAUAGCAGCAGGACGUAGACUAGCCCACCGUCUCUUUGACAACAAACCAGACUUAAAACUGGACUACAGCAACAUUGCCACAGUUGUAUUCUCCCAUCCCCCAGUAGGCACUGUGGGCCUAACAGAAGAGGAAGCUAAAAGCCAGUAUGGAGCAGAGAACAUAAAGAUUUACUCAUCUACCUUCACCCCUAUGUAUUAUGCUGUCACCACACGUAAGGAAAAGUGUAUGAUGAAGCUGAUCUGUGUCCUCCCAGAAGAAAAAGUUGUAGGGUUACACAUGGUGGGACUGGCUGUAGAUGAAAUACUACAGGGAUUUGCUGUAGCCAUUAAAAUGGGGGCAACAAAAGCUCACUUUGAUGACACAGUGGCAAUUCAUCCUACCUCAGCCGAGGAACUGGUCACCCUCAGAUAAAAUCCUCACAGCUCUACUUCAUCAUAUCAUACAGACAGAUAAUCACAUAUCGUCUUAGAUACUUACAGAUAAUCACAUAUCAUCUUAGAUUCUUACAGUUACAGAUAAUCACGUAUCAUCUUAGAUACUUACAGAUAAAUCACUUAUCAUCUUAGAUAUAAUAUACUUAAUGAUUACCUGUCUAUUUUUGUAUUCAUUAUGAAUCGCUUGUUGGUAGGAAUGGCUUUUAGCUACAGUUAAACUCUGGUAUCUCGAACACAGAUAUCUGGAAUACCAUGGAUAUGUUGAAGUGAUUUUGAAGUCCCAACCGCUUAUUCCUUAGUAUUUUACCCUGGAUAUCUCGAAUCAUUGCUUAUCUCGAAGUUAUCGAGUUUGAGAUAACAAGUUUCGACUGUAUUUGUUUUGUUAUUUGAUUCUUUUUGAUCUCUAGUUACUACCAAGAUUGUUCUUUUACUUUGAUAAAAUGUAUGUUGAAUAUGGACAGAAAUUAGUUGUAUUUUUAUAUAUCUUUCUGUAGCAAAACAAAUAUAAAAUUGUUUUAAAACAAAACAAUACAUUUAAAUAUCUCUCUUGUAGUAUUGUAUAUUA
This is a messenger RNA of Saccostrea echinata, 2023 nucleotides long. Its product is annotated as glutathione reductase, mitochondrial-like. The record is from RefSeq and is a predicted model, not a curated record. Bases 47 to 1435 code for a protein of 462 amino acids. Gene Ontology annotation, biological process: cellular response to oxidative stress; glutathione metabolic process; cell redox homeostasis. Gene Ontology annotation, cellular component: cytosol; mitochondrion. The transcript is spliced from 11 exons. Lineage: Eukaryota; Metazoa; Mollusca; Bivalvia; Ostreida; Ostreidae. Gene Ontology annotation, molecular function: flavin adenine dinucleotide binding; NADP binding; glutathione-disulfide reductase (NADPH) activity.